AUGGUUACCACCGUUGAGUGCCUGUCGAUCCAGCAUGUUUUUGACCCUCAGACCAAGGCUCGUGCUGGUAAGCGGCCGCGCCUUUUGAUUAGCGACGGGUUUGCUGCGUAUAAAUCCCUCGAGAGCUUGAAGUUUUGUCUUGCAAAUAAUAUCAUCCCCUGCAGACUUCCCUCGCAUAUUUCGCAUAAGCUUCAGCCGUGUGAUGUGGGUGUGUUCAGUGCUCUGAAGACUGCCUACCGGGAACACCGGGAACAAGUAGAGCUUUUCUAUCAGGUGGAGCUAAUGCUUCGGGCACGAAACUCUGCUGGAACGCCCCGUAACAUCAACGCGGGCUGGUCUAAAACUGGAUUAUUUCCUUGGAACCCUAACCGGGUACUGAAGGACAUUAAGCCGCCUCCAGGAGCCAGUUGCUCCAACAGGGGGAAUGUUGCUAAAGUGGCCCAUUACUCUGACGGAUAUAAAACCAAGCUCGUGGGCGGGACGAAGACUCUAAGCUUCUCGCCAACUGUCUUGCCCAUACAGCGGAGAAAGCAUUCACGAACCUCUGCACUUCUUCGUAAUGACCACGAGCGACUGUUGGCACAGAAAAACGAAAAACGAUGUCGAACAUCAAACCCAGCACGCAAGGUAGGCAAUGCUAAAGUCAUGAGCUAUGAAGAUAUCAUCGAGGCUCAGCGCAACCUUGAAGCAAAAAGGCCACCCAGGCUGGAAAGCAGGACGCCAAUCAAAGAGGGCUUGCGGUGGUUAUGA
Messenger RNA from Penicillium nucicola, 750 nucleotides. RefSeq lists its product as uncharacterized. The transcript has 5 exons. The coding region runs from base 1 to 750 and encodes 249 amino acids. Gene Ontology annotation, molecular function: nucleic acid binding. The record is from RefSeq and is a predicted model, not a curated record. Lineage: Eukaryota; Fungi; Ascomycota; Eurotiomycetes; Eurotiales; Aspergillaceae.